Stegostoma tigrinum is the source of this 1052-nucleotide messenger RNA. Its product is annotated as glutathione S-transferase theta-1-like. Gene Ontology annotation, cellular component: cytoplasm. The transcript has 5 exons. Gene Ontology annotation, biological process: glutathione metabolic process. The record is from RefSeq and is a predicted model, not a curated record. NCBI's taxonomy places the organism in Eukaryota, Metazoa, Chordata, Chondrichthyes, Orectolobiformes, Stegostomatidae. Bases 221 to 952 code for a protein of 243 amino acids. Gene Ontology annotation, molecular function: glutathione transferase activity.
AUUUCCUCAUCCUGUGUAUACUGUUUGGUUUUGGCAAGUCAUAGCGAGAUUUGUUGUUUUUCACUUUGGAGCAGGAAUGUGCUUCCAAUCACUUGAUCUUUAGUCACUCCUCUACUACGUGUCUGUGGGAACUGGGGGAGGGAUUGACUUGACAUCAGGCAAAGGCUGAGCUUCUGGUUCCUCAGGUCCUGUUAUUUCUGCAAACUCGAGAGGGAACGCCAUGGGCCUGGAGCUGUAUUUGGAUCUGCACUCGCAGCCCUGCAGAGCUGUCUACAUUUUCACCAAGAAGAAUAACAUUGCGUUUGAGUUUAAGCUGGUCAGUCUGUCGAAAGGUCAGCAGUUCAGUGAGGAGUUUGGCAAAGUGAAUCCCCUCAGACUGGUGCCAGCUCUAAAGGAUGGAGACUUCACCAUGGGAGAGAGUGUGGCGAUUCUGAAGUACCUGGCGUGUAAAUACAAGACCCCCGACCACUGGUACCCGGCUGACCUCCAGAGGCGCGCUCGUGUGGAUGAAUAUCUGGCCUGGCAGCACACGACCAUUCGAUAUCAUGGAUCCAGGCUUUUCAUGUUCAGGAGCCUGUUGCCAGUUUUAACUGGGCAGCCAAUGCCCAAGGACAGAAUGGACGAGGCAGUAGAGGAUCUGCAAACAUCCAUCCAGAUCCUUGAGGACAAGUUUCUGCAGGACAGACCGUACAUCGCAGGACAGGAAGUAUCCCUGGCUGACCUGGUCGCUCUCGUCGAGCUGAUGCAGCCCAUAGGAACUGGACUCGAUCCCCUGGAAGGUCGGCCUAAACUCAUCGAAUGGCGCGAGCGGGUCAAGUGUGCCGUGGGCAAGGAGCUAUUUGAUGAGGCCCACGAGGAGAUGAUGAAGUGUAUGGAAGUGAUAAACGCUAUGGAUCGUCACUCUCCUGCAAUGCAGCAGUUUGUAAAACAACUGCAGAAGAAAUUCAAAUGAAGGAGUUAGCGAGUCUCAAUGUCUCUGAUGCUGACUGCAGCUUGGCUAAUGCCCUCCAUUAUCCCCUGCAAUCCAAUAAACCGCCAGAAACAAUGAAAAA